AUGUCGCUCGAAGAGAAGCAGCACGAUGUUUCCACUCUGGAGAAGGUCGAGACGAAUGAGGUCUCGAGCAGUGGUUCUGGCCAGGAGCCACAGGCGAAGAACAAAUUGACGUUCAGCUUCUUCAUGACGAUGUUGGGGUUAUCGAUGGCCUUCAUCGUCGCCGAAGUGACUCCCUUAUUCCUCGUCACCUGCUUCACGGUCAUCGCAUACGAUCUCGACGCCAUCGACCAAGUCAUCUGGGUCAUUGUGGCACCGUACAUCGCUACCGGCGCUAUUGCGCCCUUUGUUGGAAGUUUGUCGGACUUGCUUGGCCGCAAGGGUAUCAUUUUGACCAGCUUGGCCAUGGGAAUCGUUUCCUUCAUCAUGCUCGGUGCAGCACCCAACUUUGCCGUCUUUCUCGUCGGCCAGGUCAUCUCUGGAAUGGCGAUUGGCAUUCAGCUUUUGACUAUCAUCGCCGCAGCUUCUGAAUUGGUGCCGGUUGCUAAGAGAGGCGCGACGAUUGGUUACAUCGUCAUUGGUUUCUUCCCAUUCGCCGCGGCGUCGCUCUAUGGACAAUUGAUCGCCUCGGUCAACUGGCGUUGGAUCUUCCUCCUCAUUGGUAUCUGGUCCGCGAUGUCUUUUGUUGUUCUGGCUAUCUUCUACAACCCACCACCUCAGCCAGCAUCUGUUGGGCUAUCAAAGAGGGAACUCCUCAAGCGCAUCGACUACAUCGGCUGUGCGCUUUCCAUCCUUGGAGUGGUCCUCUUCCUUGUCGGAAUCAACUGGGGCGGACAGACGUAUCCGUGGAAGUCAGUACAGGUCGUCUGCAUGCUGGUGUUUGGAAUCGUCACCUUGAUCAUCUUCGGCGUAUACGAGCGCUUCUUCUGCAAGUACCCAAUGUUCCCUGGAAGAUUGGUGCAGAAUAGGAGACACUUCAUCGCAGUCUCAGUACUGUGUUUGACCUCUGGUGUCAACUACGUUCCGUUGACGGUCUUUUGGACGAUUCAGACUUACAGCGUCUAUGGAGCCAGCUUUGCUCAGGCGGGUGUCUGGCUUCUGCCUUUGGGCUUCUGCAUUGCCGGUGGUGCUAUUAUCAGCGCCAUCUUGAUCACGGUCUUCAAGAGGCACAUCCAAUGGGUCUUGCUGAUCUUCUGCAUCAUCCAGACAGUCGGUAUCGCCUGCAUGUCACUCUUCGAUCGAAACGACAUAUCUACUGUCUGGGCCCCCAUGAUCUUCGGCCUCAUCGGCGUCGGUGCUGUCCUGCUCCCGUCCCAAGUCGUCUUCUCGGUCAUCUCUCCAACUGAUCUCAUCGGUACCAGCGUUUCGUUGUCCGUGGUCAUCAGGAUGAUCGGUCAAGUGAUCGGUAAAAGCAUGUUUUACAACAUCUUCAAACAGCAACUUACCAAAGAGGCCCCGGCAAUUAUCGGCCUGCCAGCUGUAUCGGCUGGUUUCUCAGAUAUUCCUCGGAUCACGAAGCUGGUAACGACCAUGACAGCCGGACCGCUGUCCCACUACCUCGCUCUAUUUCCCGAGAUCGACUCGCCGCAAGAUCUGGCUGUUAUCGUGGAAGCUGGGCAGCAGCUAUACGCCAAGGUCUUCCCGUUGCUGUACCUUGUGUCCAUCCCGUUUGGCGUGUUGGCUUGUCUCUCCUGUUUGGCGCUCUGGGGAAUUGACAAGUACAUGGAUGGCGACGUUGCCGUGCACUUGUGA
Zasmidium cellare ATCC 36951 is the source of this 1689-nucleotide messenger RNA. RefSeq lists its product as uncharacterized. Gene Ontology annotation, molecular function: transmembrane transporter activity. NCBI's taxonomy places the organism in Eukaryota, Fungi, Ascomycota, Dothideomycetes, Mycosphaerellales, Mycosphaerellaceae. Gene Ontology annotation, biological process: transmembrane transport. Bases 1 to 1689 code for a protein of 562 amino acids. The transcript has 3 exons. The record is from RefSeq and is a predicted model, not a curated record.